Molecule: messenger RNA, 1797 nt
Organism: Hippocampus zosterae (dwarf seahorse)
Lineage: Eukaryota; Metazoa; Chordata; Actinopteri; Syngnathiformes; Syngnathidae
Product: PABIR family member 2
Exons: 8
Coding region: 587-1144 (185 amino acids)
Source: RefSeq, a predicted model, not a curated record
CCGGGGGAAAGAAGAAGAAAUCAAGCGCUCGUUGUUUUUUCCGUUCUCCCCAUUCGGCGCCAAGGUUGCGUGAAAGUUGCUUGCGGCCGCGAAGCCGUCCAACGCGUUGCGGAAACGCGUCGGCCGCACGUAGGGCAGCUCGCGCGAGCGACCGGCCCCCGGGGACGGUAGUCACGGUCCCCUUGCGCCGCUUCACGGCGGCUUGGCCACUCCGACUCGGCGGACGAAGUUUGCGCCAACUCCAGGACAAAGUUGGAGCCGUCCUGGUGACUUUACACCUCACGUCCGGAUCCAAAUUUGCUCGGCUGUUUUUGCGGGAUCGGGCACACUUUUGAGAUCCGUUUCUCGGUCGCCAACUUCGAUCAUUUGUGGAUUUUGACAGACGCUCGGAACCGUCGUCUUCUUUUUUGGGGGGGCGGGGCGGCGGGGGGUUGUUUUUAGACAGGGCGAUGCGGUAGGACGAAGGCCGCGACGCCGUUCGGACCGGCGUUCAAAACGGUCGAGGCCUGCGGGUCGGGCUUCUAACGGUCUCGAAUAGAGCCAUCGGCCGCCGAGGAGGCUUCGCGGAUCGGCGCCGCCCGGCGCGAUGGAGCGGAUGGAAGUGGACCAGUGCGCAGGCGCAGCUGCGGGGGCUUUACGCAGGUCCAUCAGCGCCCCCAUGAUUACGAAUGUCAGCAAGAGGAUGGCCGCCUGCGCUCCCGUCGUCUUGCAGAGACAAAGGCGGGUGUCCAUCAACUGCGGCUGUCCGUCACAGGAGGACAACAUGGAGGCGUCGCUCCAGGAGUCGCCGCCUCCCAGACUCAGCGCUUCCCGCCAGCUCCCGGCCCCGCCCGGCGGCCAGUGGCAACGCCCGCCGCCAGCCCAGUGGUUCGGCCGGCAGGAAAGCGGCGCCACGCCAAACUCCUCGCCGAGUUCCGCCAGGAGAGCGUCCGGCGGCGCCCACGUCAGAUGGCCCGCCUUGGUGCCGCUCAAGCGAAAAGGAGGGGCGGAGUCAGACGGGCCCCCCAAGAAGCUUUUUGUGACCGGAGUGUUCGACCCCGCCCACCGCAGUCGAUACGUGCUCAGCGCCUCAGCCGCAGAGUCUGACCCCGGCUGCGGCCCUCCGUCGCCCCCGCCCACUUUCGCCGCUCUGCCGCCGCCGUAAGCCCGCCUCCGCCGCCUCGCAAGUCUUACCUCUUCUUCAAGCGCCGGCGUCCUGCCAUGAGGACGAUGUCACACGUGGGGAGGGACCGGGAAGGCGCAGCGCCGGAGCCAAAGCCGGAGGCGGCCACUUGACGCCGCGACGCUCGUUUCCGGCAAGGAUCGCCGGCUUCGAUCUUCGUCGGCGGUCGACGGAUGCCGCCGCUUUCAGUCGCGCCCGAGCGAGCGGACGCUCCCCGCAGCACUUUGCUUUUUUUUCUUACCGUGUACAGCAACACUCAAGGAGAAUUUUUUGGUUUUUCCCCACCAAUCAAACAUUGUGUAUCCCAAAAUGUUCUCACCCCCCCAAAAAAUGAUAUAUAUAUAUUUUUCUUUCUUCUUGUAAUAAGAGAAUAAAAUUCAUUUAUAUUUGUCAGAAAAAAAGUUGUCAUCUUUACAAGAACAAAGACGGAUUUUCUUGGGAUUCAAUGAGCUCAAGACUGAAAUGAUUUUGGGAGAUGGACUGGCAGCCAAAAGUUGAGCGCUGGAACAAGCACUUGAUUUUUCCAUCCGACACGCCUUUCGGAGCGGGGACGUCACUCGCCGUUUGUGGAAACCAUUGUGGCGCCCGCAUCAAAAGGCCUCUCGUCGGCCUCCCUUUGCCAAAGUCAAAAGUUC